AUGCAUCGCUUCAGAUCUUGCGCAUUCAAAGCCCUCUCCGGCACCGUUGCCGCCAGAACCGUCCCGCCUCAGACAUCGCGGCCCUUCACAACCACAACACCCGCCAUAAGACGUCCCAUCCCCGACGUCUCCCACAGCGUCUCCUAUCACUCCCAUCAGACGAUCCACGUCUCCGAGAUCGAGGGCGAGAUCUCCCGCAUCCAGGGCCUGGUCAAGAGCGUCAAGGCCGUGACGGGCCGCAUCGAGAAGCACGUCCAGGAGCGCGGCGGCGACGACGACGGGCGCCGGCUCUCGGGACCGCUGUACAACAACAGACGGACGAGGAAGGUGGCGGUCAGGGUUCCCUCCACGCCCGCGCCCGUCGAGUGCGAUGGCGACGACGAGGUUCCUGAGAGGUUGAAGGUCGUUAAUCGGGAGCUUAUGGAGGCUGUUGAGAGAUUGAGGGAGGUUGACGGCAAGUUUCAGAGCCGUUAG
Molecule: messenger RNA, 474 nt
Organism: Colletotrichum karsti
Lineage: Eukaryota; Fungi; Ascomycota; Sordariomycetes; Glomerellales; Glomerellaceae
Exons: 1
Coding region: 1-474 (157 amino acids)
Source: RefSeq, a predicted model, not a curated record